Molecule: messenger RNA, 430 nt
Organism: Dermacentor silvarum
Lineage: Eukaryota; Metazoa; Arthropoda; Arachnida; Ixodida; Ixodidae
Product: pro-neuropeptide Y-like
Exons: 3
Coding region: 102-359 (85 amino acids)
Cellular component (GO): extracellular region
Molecular function (GO): hormone activity
Source: RefSeq, a predicted model, not a curated record
UAUAAGCCGCUGGUUGAGACGCUGCUACGGUUCAGUAGACGCGUCGACACCCCGGUGAUACGGAACGUUUGCCACCUGUUCCUCUUCAUCGCCUGCAAACCAUGUCCCCUUCGACGCUGGUGGCCAUGCUGAUGGUGCUGGUGGCCUCUGCUUCCGUCUCGAUGGCCAACAUGGGCGAAAGCCAGAAGCCCAACAUGCCACACGUCUUCCAGAACGAGAAACAGCUCUCCCAGUACCUGCAGGCUCUCGACGACUACUACCUGUUGCUCGGAAAACCGAGGUUUGGGAGGAGUUUUCAAGACAGCUUCGAAGUCAAGCGAUGGAACCUGCCAUAUACGGAAUUGCUUCGAACAGUGUGACAUUCAGCAGCCACCGGAAGAAGAAACUGAUCCAUCCACCACGCCAAAUGAUCAAAAAUAAAAGUAAUCAA